CACACUCUUGAUUUCUAGUAACAAGAGAGAAAAAAUGAAGAGAGCCUCAACUAACUUUAUGUCCUUUUUCCCUCUUUAUACUCUUCUUCUUUCAUGUUUUUUUCUCAAACUCACUCAAUCCUUUACUCAAAUGAACGUUGAAGUUGAUGAUUUGGUGGAUGAUAUAUGCAAAAAGACACCAAAUUCUGAUCUAUGCAGUUCAAUCCUACAUUCCAAUCCUCAAGCCAACACAACUGAUGCAAAGGGUAUAGCCGCAAUAAUGGUCAAUGACAUUCUAGAAAAUGCCACCAACACAUUGAAUUAUAUUCAAGUUCUUGUCAACCAAACCAAAGAUAUUGAAUUGCAAAGAAAAUUUUCUAUUUGUGCUGAGACAUAUAUUCCAUUAGUGAAAACCGUACUUCCACAAGCAAUUGAUUCUAUAAACCAAAAUAAAUAUGGUUUGGCUGCUUACUCAAUGGUUUAUGUUGGAAAGGAAAUUGACUCUUGUAACAAGAAAUUCUCAGGCUCAACUACUUCACCUUUAGGUGAUAGGACUGACAUUCUACAUAAGUUGCUUGAUAUUGCUGCAGCCAUACUUAAGCAAUUAAUAAGUGGCUGAUUUCUUUAU
Messenger RNA from Medicago truncatula (barrel medic), 607 nucleotides. RefSeq lists its product as uncharacterized. Bases 35 to 598 code for a protein of 187 amino acids. The record is from RefSeq and is a predicted model, not a curated record. Gene Ontology annotation, biological process: negative regulation of catalytic activity. Gene Ontology annotation, molecular function: enzyme inhibitor activity. The transcript has a single exon. Lineage: Eukaryota; Viridiplantae; Streptophyta; Magnoliopsida; Fabales; Fabaceae.